UUCACCAUGAAAGAGAUCUCUCUAAUUUCUUAGCUCAAAGCAAAGACAAAUCAUUUCUCUCUUUCUCUCCAUAGAGAAGACUCUCUCUCUCUCUCUAGUUUUCUUGAUUUUUUUCUGGUGUCCUUUAAGACGAUCAAGCUAGGAAACAUGGGAAGUAGUUUCUUUGGUAGACCAAACAUGGGAGGGUCUUCGCCAUCUUCAUCGUCUCCAACGUCGUCUUCUUCUUCUCCGGCGACAAGAAGAGGGAAAAAGAAUGGCUCAGAGAAGCCCAAGCAGCCACAGAGAGGUCUCGGAGUAGCACAACUGGAGAAGAUUAGAUUACACGGCGAAAUUAGUUGCAAUAGCUUCAACAAUUAUAACCCUUCUUUGUAUCCUCAGGAGGAUGUGAGGAUGCAAGGAUAUUCAUCCAUACCAUCACCAUCACCAUCACCAUCACAAUCUUCGGCUCCUUACGGUUUCUAUCCAAACAUGAUGAUGGGAGUACACAGAGAUCAAUACGAAAGAGCAAACAUGAGUUGGAACCCAAGCCACGGCAUCUUGGAGAGCCAACAUUCUUUCGAACCAAACAUCACCAGACGUUUCUUAAACGAGGAUCCAAGUUCGACAAGGCGAAGUAAAUCUUUGGGAUCUGGAAACCAAAACUCGGGAUCGAGUGAAAAUCAAGAGCUAGAUUUGGAGUUGAGAUUGUCACUUUGAUCAUUAUUUUUGUAAUAGUUUGGUUAAAAUAAAAAAGAAGUCGAAUCAUUUCAAUUUGUAGUCUUUAUAUCGUAGGGGUAUGUUUAAAAGUAAUGGAGAGAUUGUUUGUACA
Messenger RNA from Camelina sativa (false flax), 808 nucleotides. RefSeq names its product protein SPEAR1. The record is from RefSeq and is a predicted model, not a curated record. Gene Ontology annotation, molecular function: DNA-binding transcription factor activity. NCBI's taxonomy places the organism in Eukaryota, Viridiplantae, Streptophyta, Magnoliopsida, Brassicales, Brassicaceae.